CCUAUUCACCUUUACAGUCUCACUGAUGAACAUCCGGGACUUGAACUGGACGAGUUGGUUCACGAGGUGGAUGAAUGGGAGGUUGCACGUAACCGUAUAAAACUAGAAAAUGUGAUUGGUUCUGGGGCAUUUGGGGCAGUCUGGAAAGCAACUUUGAAACAAUCAGACAAAAAGCAUGGAGCACAGACUGUGGCAGCAAAACACUUCACACGUGAGUCAGUUCAACAUGUUACACUAGACACCUUUAUCUUUGAUUGUGAGCACGAGUGUGCCUUAGAUAAUCGCUAUUGUGGCUGGCCCUAGUGUCAUGUGGCGUGUUUAAGAACCAAAGCUGACUGAACUUGCUCUCAUCACUUCUGUUGUAGCGACUGCUGGAGGAGAAGGAAGAAAAGCUCUUAUGAAGGAGAUUGAGCUAGGAAAGAGUCUAGCAGAAAACCCACAUAUUAACGUUGUCAGAUUCAUCGGCUGCGUUACGACACAAAGUAAAACUCCUCAUUCAUUAUCCUUUUCAACACGAUAUUUAGUCUUCUUUUUCUUCUUCCUUUUCAUUUAACAUACUGUAGCGACAAUGGAAUAUUCACUGAUUUGGAUUGUCUCUUUACAGUUCAGCCAAUAAUGAUCAUGGAGUACAUGGCAUAUGGAGACCUGCUGGGUUAUUUGAGAAAGAGCCGAGGAAUUCACGACCAAUAUCAUCAUGGAGAGGGUGAGGCUUUUGAGCUGCAGCCAUAUGACCUGGUCUUAUUUGCAAAGCACAUUGCCACUGGAAUGGUGUAUCUUGGAAGCAGAGGGGUAUGUGAACAAUUAUGAAAUGUAGAAUUUGCUGUUACUCGCUCGUUGCUUCAUAAUUACUCCGCUGCAGAUUUAGUUGUCCGUACCAACUUGAGACAAAUUCCAUUUAAGAAAUCGUCAGGAGCGGCUUUUGUUGAGCGGUUUCAGUCCUUUACUGUACCUGGGCAAGAAGGAAUGUAUUAGAUAUUACAAUCAGGUCAGGACUUAGGGGCACUUGCAAGAAAUCAGUAACGUUAUAAUAUAACGCUGUACUAUUUCCUCUUCAAAAAAAUUGAAUUACACAGUCAUAUACUCAGUUUUCUGGAUGCGGUAAGCGAGCGAUUGGCCCAGCGAUUUGCUUGUUCCAUCGCUAUAGUAUAGUUGGUUCGAAAAGCACCGCUUCCAUAAUGUGGGAUCGUAAAGUGAUCGAUAUCCGAUGUAAGUGUCAUUAUAUACAACAAAGAGCAGUGUUUUUGACGCAAAAUCAUAAUUUCCGUGCGCAACCUACAGUUUAGUCAGAUAUUUGCUAGUAGAUAACAAACUAAUCUGUAGGUCGUGCUGAUUUGCAAAAUUAACUGUAGGCUCUUAGAUAGUUGUUGGCAUCCGUCUGUCUCGGGAGACAAUGGAAUCAGCUCCAAAGUUUAGUCAGUGGUUGAGUUGCAGCGCCUGCUGUGGCCGUGCAGUCCGAUUCUGGGUUAGCAGGUGUUGUUGCAGUUGUUGCAGAUCAACUCGAACUUGGCUCUGCGGGUGCUCUGUACUCCCAUCUCACUGCUCUUUUCUCCUCUCCUCACACGCCUGCCUUUUCAGCAAGCCUCCAGUGAUUUCGGUCUGCAGCUAUAGCUUCCCAAUAUGAGAGUUGAUAUUGCCUGCCUUCAGAGUUCGGUUACAAACAACUACAGGUCUAGUUCCAGUAGUGAGCUUGCUGUACAAUGGAAUUUGUCCGUCCUUCAUGCCGCUUACAUGGCCAAGCCAGCCUAGUCGUCUCUGAUUGAGCAAGGCGAACAUGCUAGGUAAUCCCGCCUGUGCUACGACAUCCUUGUUUGGGACCCAGUCUUGCCAGGUGAUGCCUAAAAUCCUUCUGAGGCAGCGCAGGUGAAAAGUAUUGAGUCUGCGCUCUUGGCAGGAGUAGAGGGUCCAGGUCUUGCUACUAUAGAGCAGCGUGCUCAGCACGCAGGCCUGGUUUAGUUUCAUCUUGUUGCUGAUGGUCAACACGGUGUUGCCUUAGAUGUGCCAGUACUGCUGCCGCUUGGCCAAUUCGUUUGUUCAGUUCAGCGUCUAACGAGAGGUUGCUGGAGAUGAUGAAACCUAGGUAACUGAAGUCCUCCACCGUCUUGAGAGUGUAUAGUCGCCGAUGAACUUGCUUGGGGUGCUGCUGACUUCUUGGCCAAGGAUGUUGGCCUUCUUGAGGAGGAUGGUGAUACCAAACUCGCUACAAGCGUGCAAGGAAGCUGAUGAGGUCGCUGUGUGCGGUUAAGACAGCAUCUCUCUUAUCAGUACUUUCCGAACUUAAGUGAUUGCUCGGAGACGUGCAAGGUUUCCAUCGCUUCUGGUGUGAAGGUACACACCAUUCAUUUUUUCUGGGUGAAGGCGUAAGAUAGGAGUAGGAAGAAAAACAUGCCGCAGAGUGUGGAAGCGAGUACACAGCCCUGUUUCACUCAGCUCUUGAUUGGAAAGGGGUCUGAGGUUGAGCGGACGAAAGACGUGAUCAUCCUUAGGAGCUUGGGGGGGCAUCCCAUCGUCUGCAGGAGAGUGAAUAGACCCUUCCUGAUGACUAGGUUGAAGGCCUUGGUCAAGUCGAUAAAGGCAAUAUAUCCAUAUGCGAUUACAUGUCGUAAGCGACCGCCUAUCCAAAGCAGGGUCAACGCCUUUCAGUUCGAACCUCUCAUAAACGAACACUUCUUGUAAGUGACAACUUGACGCAUGGUCUGAUGUGUAUGUUCGCUGUACGUUCCUUGAUACGUAGAGCAUAAGAAGAUCUAUUAGAAACAAAUAGAAAUACAUAUUUUGUGAAAUAGAAAUUGCUUGCAAUGAAUUAUUUUUAGACGUGUCCGGAACUCAUCUUGGAAGAGACCCCCUGUGGUUCGAUUCUUGUAAACGACCACUUCCCAUAAGCGACCAAUAAGUCCUUGCCUUUUGGGUGGUCACUUUCUAGAGAUUAAAAUAUAAUACAAAAGUAUUGGUCCCUCUGUAAAGGGACUGUACAAGGUUAAAAUUUUGUCGUAGAGACUGUCGGUUUUCAGAUUACGAGAUAUAUUCCCAAACAAACGUCUUCCAUACUCGCAUCUUUAGAGACUAAGAAUUAUUGAAAACUAGUGAUCAAAUUUGUUUCCGUUAAUUAGGACCAUUUAACGUCUUUAUUUUUAGAUAAUUCACCGUGAUUUGGCGGCAAGGAACGUCCUUCUUGAUCAAAACUUUGUUUGCAAGGUUACCGAUUUCGGGUUAUCCUAUCAAAGCUUCAAGUAUGGCCACGGCAAUGCAAAAAAGGUACGCGAAUUUAACCUAUCAAACUCUAACGCUCUGUUAAACGCUAAAUUAAUAUUCUGAUGGAUUUAUUGACAAGUGACGGAAACAGAAGCGCUCGCUAUAAUAUAAUCCGAACUCAGUUAAAGGGACAGUUUUGUAGUUUUGUAUUUUAGUGGACUAAAACACGCACCAGUAAUGUUGAAGAAAAGAUUAAGAGUCUCUUUCCAGUCCAACAGUUAGUAGUCUCAAUGGAAAGGAAUCGCCACUUUAACUAAGCAAGAAUUCGCUACUCCAUGUAACUUUUUCAUGACUGUAUCAGGUUCUAUAAACCGAUACAAUGAAAUCGAUACAAACUUGAAACGCUUUAAGUUCCUUUCGUGUUUCCCCUAUGAAACUGGCACAGACUUAUCCUGUGUCAUUAUUUCUUUAAUAAUUCUCUUGAGUUCAACACAGUUAUAUUCUGUACUUUUCUUUUCCAACUUACGUCUUGGUAGAAAAGAAACCAAAAAAAAAAUGGCUACCCAGCACGCUAUUUUUGUUGCCAAUUUUUCCGAUGAUUUUCCACUGUAGUUGACAGAUACGUUAUUGACGAUCUUUAAUGUUAGAGAAAAGGAAAUCCUUUUUGAUCAUCCUUUAACACUAUAUUUACACUGUUUUCCUUAUUAUUGUUGAUCCUUGGUGUGUUAACAUAAAUUAAUUUUGAUAAUUUGCCAUAAAUAACAAAAAGAAAAAACAUAUAUUAUUAACAUCUACGUGGUAGAAAGGACUUUUGUCAUAAGCAAACUGGUGAGAAAAAAUAAAUAUAACGAUAAAACAACUUGCACAAUCCAACUUCUGAAUAACCUAACUUCAAUUUUCGAUUGUCUUAUCUAAAAUUAGAAUAGAAAGUACAAUUUCAGCCUAGCUAGAUAAUGCUAGUAGACCUAUGUAAAACAACAGCAUAUGUGAAUGUUUAUUUCUUGUCUCAUUGAUAUCAUAGGGUUGCAUCCCUGUUAAGUGGACGGCACCUGAGAUUCUUUACGGAAAUCCUGCAGAACUUUCCACCAAAAGUGACGUGUAUGUUUUAACACAAAAGAGUUAA
Porites lobata is the source of this 4312-nucleotide messenger RNA. The record is from the annotation of a GenBank genome assembly. NCBI's taxonomy places the organism in Eukaryota, Metazoa, Cnidaria, Anthozoa, Scleractinia, Poritidae.